Impatiens glandulifera is the source of this 1938-nucleotide messenger RNA. RefSeq lists its product as uncharacterized. The record is from RefSeq and is a predicted model, not a curated record. NCBI's taxonomy places the organism in Eukaryota, Viridiplantae, Streptophyta, Magnoliopsida, Ericales, Balsaminaceae. The transcript has 4 exons. Bases 258 to 1811 code for a protein of 517 amino acids.
AAGAAGAAAGACGCACCUUGAUAGAGACAGUAGCCUGAGAAAAGAAGAGAGAGAAAGAUAAUUUAAUGGAGAGAGAAAGCAUAUGAAUCUAUAAUGAUGAUGACGACGAAGGAAGGUUUCUUUAAUGGACAUCAAUAGAUGGUUGACAGUGGCUUGUCUGUUUUGAGAGUGUGUUUGAUGAAAUGCUUCAUUGGGUUUUUGCUUUUGGAUUACUCAACUGAAAUCUACUGUUGUGGGUGUUUGUGGAUAGAUAGACAAUGGGGAUGAUUGAUAUGGAGUUUGAUAAGUAUUGUAUAGUUGAUGCAAAUUGUUCAUCUUUUAUUGACAAGAAAGGAACUGUGAAGAAGAUUAAACAGGAUUUCAGUAGGGAUAUCAAUUUUCAUCGUUUUCGUAGUUCAUCUUGUAAGAGUAGUCCUACUCGGGAUUCUAGAUUGGAGGAUCUGGCUAUGAAUUCGCCAAAAUCAAGAAGAAAAAUCGAGAUAGCAAACAGGGGUGCCAAGCCUUUUACCUUUUUCGAAAUUCUCGAUUCUUGUUGUAAUUCUGAAGAAGAAGAUGAUGAUGAAGAUGAUGAUCUGAAGAUGAAAAGAAACGAUAUUGUCUUAUCUUCAGAUGGGUUUCUAGAGAUUUCCUUUGAUUCUCCAGAUGGAAGGAAAUUUGAAUCUGCAGAACAAUGUCGAAGUGGAGAAACAGAUGAUCAGAAGUUGUUGUUAAGGUUUGAUUCACCAGGAAAUUGUCUUUCGGAAACUGAAAACAACUCGAAUACGAGCACUCCCAAUUCAACAUUGGGUCGUUUUAAGGAAAACAAGUUCUUCUUAAGGAAGAAGAAGAAGAGCACACUUUGUAGGUCAUUGUUGAAUGAAUUUUCAAACACGUCGAUAAAAGAAUCCGAAUCCGAAAGGAAAUUGUUUUCCCCUGCUCAUCUGCGAGGUUUUCUCAAGGUGGAAAACAGAAACGGGCUUCUGCCCUCGUUUGAAUUCUCCAUGAACUUUCCUGAAGAUGUUCUCGUCGCUCAGACAUUGAAAACAGACGAUAUAACGAAAUGGGCAUACACCUUUUCUUCAUUUCGUAAUCGAAGAAAAUGCAGGAAAGGUAGUGGUUCUUCUUCUUCUUCAUCUAUGUUGGCUCAGAUGCAAGUUUCCAGUUCUUCAUCGUCGAUUACGGAAUGCGUUCUGUAUGAUAAUGCGACAAAAGUAGGAAAGUGCGAUGGUUUGAUGAAUUUGAAUCCAAAAGUUGAAAUUGCAGCCAUAGAGAUUGAGAGUUGGAGAGACGAGAAAUGCAUUUCGAGGAUGGGGAGAGUGAAUGUGAUUACAGGUGCAGGAAAGCAUGGUUUACCGCCGAGUGGCGAUAGCAUCGGCCCUUCAUCGUUGCUUGAACGAUGGAGAUCGGGUGGAGGUUGUGAUUGUGGCGGUUGGGACAUGGCUUGUUCUUUAACUGUCUUGGCUAAUCAUAUGUGUGCAGAUAAUCAACAUUGUUUUCAGCUAUUUCUCCAGGGCAUGAAGGAUGAUAAAACGCCAGCAUUAUCAAUGAUGGUGCUCGGGGAGGGGCAAUACUCAAUUGAAUUUCAUGCUCGUUUGUCGACAUUACAAGCAUUUUCCAUAUGUAUUGCGAUAUUGCAUUCAACACUAUUACAACACCAAGAGCACAAUGAGAAACCAUUACUAAACCGUGAUCAAAUGAAGGUGUUUGCGGAAGAGGAAGUAAACCGAUUAACAGCUGCCCAAGAUGAGAGGAGAACCGAAAUCAAUAAACAAGUUUUUGUGAACCCCUCGUUUCUUGUUAACCCACCAUUUUCGCCUAUUGCUCGUGUCUAGAGACUGAUAUUUAAUAUAUAUUUAUUGAUUUUCAGUGAAGUGAAGUGUAUAUUUCAGAAAGGAUGGUUUAUUAUGUGUUUCCUUUUAUGAUAUAAAUAGAGAAAUGUCUAGAUUAUUUAUUAUCCAU